Molecule: messenger RNA, 1890 nt
Organism: Diuraphis noxia (Russian wheat aphid)
Lineage: Eukaryota; Metazoa; Arthropoda; Insecta; Hemiptera; Aphididae
Biological process (GO): cell differentiation; regulation of transcription by RNA polymerase II; anatomical structure morphogenesis
Molecular function (GO): RNA polymerase II cis-regulatory region sequence-specific DNA binding; DNA-binding transcription factor activity, RNA polymerase II-specific
Source: RefSeq, a predicted model, not a curated record
UCGAACGCCGUCGCAGUCGUUUUGUUACGCCGUGCGCGUUAACAUCGGUACAGUAAUUAUAAUAGUAAUAUUAUUCGUGUGAUUUUCGGUAAUAAUAAUUUAUAAUAUUCCGUUCGACGACGGUUUUUGUUAUUUUAUUUCCGUAUACCUAAUCGGAUAUCGUACACUGGUGCUGCGUCGACUUUUACAGUGCGCGUUGCUGUCGAGAACAUUUAAUGCAAAACCACACUUACGGUCGAAGAUUUAUUGUGCAUUUCAUUCAAACGUAAAUACCUAUACUGUCGGGUACAUAAUAUUAUAUCAAAAAUACUGUAAACAUAAAAGUUUGUAAAAAUGCCGCGGCCUAGUCGCGACUCAUACGGCGAUCAAAAACCACCGUACAGUUACAUAUCGUUGACGGCCAUGGCCAUAUGGAGUUCGCCUGAGAAAAUGCUUCCGCUAUCCGACAUCUACAAGUUCAUCAGCGACCAGUUUCCGUACUACAGACGGAACACGCAACGAUGGCAGAACUCGCUCCGGCACAACCUGUCGUUCAACGACUGUUUCGUGAAAAUCCCGCGGAUGCCGGACCGACCGGGCAAAGGCGCGUAUUGGGCUCUGCACCCGGCCGCCCUGGACAUGUUCGAAAACGGUUCGCUGUUACGACGCCGCAAACGGUUUAAGCUGGUCAAGUCCGACAAAGACAGAUUGGACAACGAACUGAUCGCUCUGGCCAAUAAUUUGGCGCACAUGCAGCGUAACCAUCCAUCCAURUCGGCGACCUCAUCGUCAUUGUCGUUGACGGCUGCUUCGUCGUCGGGCGCGUCGUCCGCGUCGUCUUCGUCGCCUUGUUCGUCAUCAGCUGGCAGCCCGCCGCCGCAGCUACAGCCACCGACGUCUCAACACGGUGCAGCGGCCGCUCCCUAUCACCUUCAGCUGCACUGCUACGAUGACAGCAGCAGCAACAGCCGUCACCGACGCCGCCGCAGCCGCAGCCGUAACAUUAUUGCGGCACAUGACCACUCGCACGUCAUCGGUGCCGUGGACGCGGUCACGGCUUGCACAACCAAGCCGGCCGUCAAAAGACCGUUUGACAUUGAAAGCCUAAUCGGACCCGAUCCGUUGUCGGCGACGUCUCACACCGCACCGUCRAAGCCGCUGGCCGCYGCGGACUACACAGACGAUGACGACGACGACGUAGACGACGACAUUUUACGAAGAUUCCCGUCCAUCGUGCCGGCCGCUUACCGGGCACCGUUGAUGAUGCCGUACGAUUUCCACCACGCAGCGGCCGCUGCAGCGAUAGCGUUUCAAGACCACCACCAACACCACAUGCACCAUAACCAGCUGCAACAGUUGCACCAUCACCACCAACAACAACUACAACAGCAACACUAUUUACGGUACGCCGCGGCGUCUUAUUUUCCGCACAACUAAUAUUUAAGUAUAAUUAAGGUAAAUGCGUUUCCCGUCUAUAUACAAUAUAUUUUUAGCCCAUAUAUAUAUAUAUUAUAUGUAGGUAAUAACAAUAUUAUAUUAUGUAUAGUCACGUGUUUGGUAAUAAAUCGAACUUUGACCGACCGCACUUUGGAUUCGUAUGUAGGUAUUAUACGUGUUGGAUAAGCGUGGCGCAGCGUUUGCGUUUUGCACGAUGAUGAUGAUGAUGAUGAUGAUUAGAAUAAUCUAAUAUAUCUACUCUCGUGUAGCGUGCACACUUUCGCGGCGACGAUUAUUCCACUCUUAUUAUACAAUAAUAUGUACCUAUAUACUCAAUACCCAUCGUAAUACGUAUAGAUUUUCCUAUGUACAUAUAUUCCUAGGUAGGACCUUAUCGUUGAGUAUACAUAUUAUUGUAUAUACUCAAUGGUAUUAUGUAUUAUAUACAUACUUACGCAAUGUACACGAUUCAAU